Molecule: messenger RNA, 1550 nt
Organism: Brassica napus (rape)
Lineage: Eukaryota; Viridiplantae; Streptophyta; Magnoliopsida; Brassicales; Brassicaceae
Product: NAC domain-containing protein 7
Exons: 5
Coding region: 475-1494 (339 amino acids)
Biological process (GO): regulation of DNA-templated transcription
Molecular function (GO): DNA binding
Source: RefSeq, a predicted model, not a curated record
AUAAAGUAUCCUCUCUCUUUCUCUCUCUAGAUGCAAGAGGACUCAGAGAGAGAAAGUAUGAUUGAUGGGGAAAGAGAGAAAGAAGGUAAAAUACAAUAGAUUAUUAUUGGGACACGGUUGUCAUGUUUUGUUAUGUGUCUUGUGUGCGCUCUUCUUCUUUUCUUCAUCCAUUGAUCUUCUUUAUUUAACCCUACUCUCUUCUCCUUUUCCCAUUCUUUCUAUCAUUUCUUUUCUCUCUCUCGGGAUCUGAUAUCUCUUUUCAGUAACCUAUUUCCGAGGAGCACUGUCAAAUCCUGUCCACUCUUCUUUCAGUAAUACUUCUCUCUUUGUGCUGGAGUGUUCCAACUUAUGAUGAGAAGGGCAUAAAAUAACUAAAAUUAUAAAGUUUUGUUAGAAGGUUUUCAAAAGUAUCCAGCUGAAUCAUCUUGAAUCUAGAGUUUCUUCAGAUUACUGAUCGAUCAAGAAGACAAAAAGAUGAAUUCGUUUUCCCACGUCCCUCCGGGUUUUAGAUUUCACCCAACGGACGAAGAACUUGUAGACUACUACCUGAGAAAAAAAGUUGCAUCGAAGAGAAUAGAAAUUGAUUUCAUAAAAGACAUUGAUCUUUACAAGAUUGAACCGUGGGAUCUUCUAGAGUUGUGCAAAAUUGGACAUGAAGAGCAAAGUGAUUGGUACUUCUUUAGCCAUAAAGACAAGAAGUAUCCCACAGGGACUCGAACCAAUAGAGCAACCAAAGCAGGAUUUUGGAAAGCCACAGGAAGAGACAAGGCUAUAUACUUGAGGCAUAGUCUUAUUGGUAUGAGGAAAACACUUGUGUUCUACAUGGGGAGAGCCCCAAAUGGACAAAAAUCCGACUGGAUCAUGCACGAAUACCGCUUAGAAACCGAUGAAAAUGGAGCUCCUCAGGAAGAAGGAUGGGUUGUGUGUAGGGUUUUCAAGAAGAGGUUGCCCGCAGUUAUUAGACGAAUGGGAGAUUAUGACUCAUCGCCUUCACAUUGGUAUGACGAGCAGCUCUCUUUUAUGGCCUCUGAGCUCGAGACAAACGGUCUAAGGCGGCUUGUCCCCAAUCCUCAUCAGCAGCACCAACAGCAUUUGGCAUAUGGCCUCAAUGCAUCUGCUUACACCCUCACCAGCCCUAACUUGCAAUGCAAGCAAGAGCUAGAACUACAAUACAGCCACUUGCAGUCAAAUCAGGUGCAUGAGGAACAAAUGAAUCAAGGGAAUAAGAGUUUCAGCUCUCUAUACAUGAAUAGUGGAAACGGGCAAACGAUGGACCAGGUCACGGACUGGAGAUCCCUCGAUAAAUUUGUUGCGUCUCAGCUAAGCAACGAGGAGGCCACCACAGCUUCUGCUUCUCUACAGAACAAUGCCAAAGAUACAAGCAACGUGGAGUACCAAAUUGAUGAAGAAAAAGAUCAAAAAAGGGGUUCAGACAUGGGAGAAGAAUAUGCUGCUUCGACUUCUUCGAGUUGUCAGAUUGAUCUAUGGAAGUGAGCACAUAGAGAACCAUAUCAUAUAAAUGCAUAUAUACUUAUAUCGAUAUACGUAAA